CACACAGGAGAGAAACCUCACAUGUGUGAAAUAUGUAAGAAAUCAUUUACUCGAAAAAAUAUUUUAAACAAGCAUAUGCAUAUUCACACAGGAGAGAAACCUUAUAGUAUUAUAUGUGAAGUAUGUAACACAAUGUUUAGCGAAAAUGGUACAUUAAAGAAGCAUAUGCGUAUUCACACAGGAGAGAAACCUUAUAUGUGUGAAGUAUGUAAGAAGACGUUUAGUGAAAAGGGUACUUUAAACCAGCAUAUGCUGAUUCACACUGGAGAGAAACCACACACGUGUGAAGUAUGCAAGAAGAUGUUUAGUGUAAAAGCUAAUUUAAACAAGCAUAUGCUUAUUCACACAGGAGAGAAACCUUAUAUGUGUGAAAUAUGUAAAACGACGUUUAGGGUGAAAGGUACUUUAAACAGGCAUAUGCUUAUUCACACAGGAGAAAAACCAUAUAUGUGUGAAGUAUGCAAGAAGAUGUUUCGUCUAAAGAGUCAUUUAAACAACCAUAUGCCUAUUCACACAGCAGAAAAACCUCACAUGUGUGAAGUAUGCAAGAACGUGUUUAGAAGAAAGGAUACUUUAAACAAGCAUAUGCUACUUCACACAGAAGAGAACCCUUAUAUGUGUGAUGUAUGUAAGAAGAUGCUUAGUACAAAAGAUACUUUAAAUGAGCAUAUGCUUUUUCACACAGGUGAGAAACCUUAUAUGUGUCAAGUAUAUAAGAUAUCAUUUAAGCAAAACACUACUUUAAAAAGGCAUAUGCUUAUUCACACAGAGAUACCUCACAUGUGUGAAAUAUAUAAGAAAUCAUUUAAUCGAAAAAAUACUUUAAACAAGCAUAUGCAUAUUCACACAGGAGAAAAAUCUUAUAGUAUUAUAUGUGAAGUGUGUAAGAAGAUGUUUAGCAAAAAUGGUAUUUUAAAGAAGCAUAUGCGUAUUCACACAGGAGAGAAACCUUAUAUGUGUGAAGUAUGUAAGAAGACAUUUAGUGAAAAGGGUGCUUUAAACCAGCAUAUGCUUAUUCACACAGGAGAGAAACCUCACAUAUGUAAAGUAUGCAAGAAGAUGUUUAAUGUAAAAGCUAAUUUAAACAAGCAUAUGCUUAUUCACACAGGAGAGAAACCCUAUAAGUGUGAAGUAUGUAAGAUGAGGUUUAGGGUAAAAUGUACUUUAAACAGGCAUAUGCUUAUUCACACAGGAGAGAAACCUCACAUGUGUGAAGUAUGUAAGAAAUCAUUUAAUCGAAAAUGUUCAUUAAACAUGCAUAUGUGUAUUCACACAAGAGAGAAACCUUAAAUGUGUGAAGUAUGUAGGAACACGUUUAGUGAAAAGGGUAGUUUAAAUAGGCGUAUGCUUAUUCACACAUGUGAGAAACCUUAUAUGUGUGAAGUAUACAAGACGUUUUGUGUAAAGAGUCAUUUAAACAACCGUAUGCUUAUUCACACAGCAGAGAAACCUCACAUGUUUGAAGUAUGUAAAAAAUGUUUAGUGAAAAGUGUUCUUUAAACAAUCAUAUGCUUCUUCACACAGGAGAGAAUCCUUGCAUGUGUGAAAGUAUGUAGGUAGAUGUUUAGUAGAAAGGAUACUUUAAAUGAGCAUAUGCGUAUUCGCAUAGAUGAGAAACCUUAUAUGUGUGAAGUAUGUAAAAUAUAUUUAAUCAAAAAAUUACUUUAAACAAGCAUAGGCGUAUUCUCACAGGAGAGAAUCCUCACGUGUGAAGUAUGUAAGAAGUCAUUUAAUCGAAAAAUUAAUUUAAACAAUCAUAGGUUUAUAAAGCACAGGAGAGAAAUUUAUAGUAUGUAAGUAGAUGCUUAUCGAAAUCGAACUUUACAGAACUAUAUGCGUAUUCACACAGGAUAGAAACCUUAUAUAUGUAAAGUAUCUAAGAAAAUGUUCAGUGGAAAGGGUAGUUUAAGGAAGCACAUGAUUAUUCACAGUGGAGAGAAAAUUUUUAUGUGUGGUAUUUAAAUACUCAUUAAUUUGCAUAAAGAUGAUUUAAAUAUCGAUAUCAUUCUAAGAGACUAAUGUUACGAGUUACGUAUGUAACAAAUCAUUAACAGCGAUAAGGAAGUUGAAGAAAUAUAUAUUUUAUCUAUACAGAAGAGAUACCUCCUGUGUUUUGAAUAUGUAUUGAAAACAACUUUUACUUAACCUUUGCAGUAAGCACUUCUGUGUGUAGCUGGGAAAACCUCAAUAUUUGAGGUCAAGUCUGGAUUUUUCUCAUCGGUUAACAAAAUUUAAAUACAAUAAAAUUUUUAGAAUUUUGAGAGGCAAAUCUGAAUAGCAUACAGCCCAUUAGUGACCCUGUGGGACAAACAUAAAUUCUCAUUUGAUGAAAAUAAGUUAUAAAUUAUUUAUUCCCAUAAUAUGAAACAUUUUUCAAGAUAUUUUUGCAUGAUAAUAAAUGUUCAGUGUUUAUAUCUGGUGCGUAAUGAAUUGCGGAUAAUUUCAAAAACAAAAAUUCUAUAAGGUAGCUAAAUGUUUAAUUGAAUAUCUGUGCAGUAAAUUAUAUGUGUUUUAUGUUAAACUUAACUGUGUCUGAAUUUUGUACUUUUAUGAAUUACAGCUGGGCUAGUACAUAUAGAAAUGUCAUUCUUGGUGCCUGUCAUGAAAAAUGUAUUUGCUAUUUCCAUUUGUCAUGAAAAAGUACUGAAGACCAUGCCUAUCCGGCUUUAGUAUCAAAUGUGUCAGUGUAUAACAUUUGUGAAAUCAGUGCAAUGUUAGAAAGGUGAAAUGAAAUUUCAGACAUUUUCAGUCAAAUCUUGGACAUAUCAAAUUGAGCAAUCACAUGUAUAUAAUGCAUAUAAGAAGAAAUUUGGCAAACAUCAUUUCUCUGCAGUGAGAAUCUUUGGAAAGACUGCAGCUGAUAUAUUAGUUUUGACAAAGUGGAUAACAUGGUCAAGUGAGAUUGUUAUUAUGCCAAGCAGCAAUAACUUUAGGGGGCAUGACAGUAUGAUGGCGCAAGAUACUGAAUACUGAAGAUUCAUAUUUGGGUCAGACUACCAGUAUUCAGCAAUUGUAUUGCUCAACUUCUUGUGAACUUGAACAAAACUAUGAAUAUCUUGUUAGUGAAACCUAUGACGUAAGAAAAUCGGGAAAAUUUAUAAAGUUUUCAAAAUUAAAACAUGGUCGAUUUUGUUAUGUUUUAAAUAUACUCCUGCCACAUGGAUAGAAGCUGAAUGAUCAUUGUCCUGCUUACAACAGGUAUAACAUGUCAAUGUAGAAUCAGAAGGAAAGUUGAGGUUAUUCGAAUAUGGCAAAGAAUAAUGGCUAUCGACCUGAAGAAGGAUGCCUUUUUGAACAACUUUCUAAGGGAAACUGGCUUAUAUUUGCUUUACAUAUGAGGAAAACUACAGAAAUCAACCCAUUAACCAUGAUGUAAAACCAGAUCAAACUACCAGUAUUCAAUGGUCUUAACCAGUUGUAGGAAAAAUCUGAAGAAAGUGCUUGCAAUAUCAUGUAAUCAGAAGUUAACUAUGUUUUGCAUUGCAGGAUUACUUUUUCAAGUGUUGAGUUUGCAAGAAAUGGCGUUAUAGUGAUUAGAUAAAGAAGUGUGAAAACCAGUUGAAGUUUCACAAGAACAGAAGUCAAGCAACAUGAAACAUUUGAAGAUUAAAUUUGAGAGAUCCUCUUCCAAAGGUAGCAUUCCUUAGCUAAGUCACUCUUGCAUGCAAAUGAUUUAUUGCGUAUAACAUUUUCAUGUGAUUUUUGAUGAGAAUAAAUAAGCGCAUGUAUUGCUAAAUUACCUUUGAAUUUAAAUGAACUGCUAUAUUUAGCACAUGUUUAUGACUUCUCACCAGUGUGGGUAAAAAUAUGUUUGUUUCUAACACACAUUUUACUGGGAAUAACUAGUUACAAAUAUCACAUUCAUGUCAUUUCUCAUUGUUAUGGAUCAGUAUUUGUCUUUUUUAUGCACUUGUGUGUGCAGAUGAUUUACAAAUUUUGCAUUCAUAGUGUUUGCCCCAGUAUGUGUAAACAUGUUUAUGGCAGUGUGACCUCAUAAAAAUGCAAGAAACCCCAGAAAACAGUUUUACUAUCCAAAUCAGAGCUCCAACCACAUUGCUUAGAAUUCGUAAUUAAAAGAUUUGAUAGAAAAGUGUUCCUGAAAAGAAUUAUUUUGGAAUUUUCCUUGAUAAAUUUACUCCUAUUUAUCUCAGAUACGGAACCAAAAUCAAGAAGAAUUAAAUAGCAUUAGUAAAGAUCAAUGUGUUGAAAUAUGAAAAAUUGUCUGUUUUUGGAAUAUGAGGGCAUACAAUUUAUACUCUUGCUAUUUGGAGAAGUCAUCCAGCGCUGUGCAAGCAUUUUGUAUUGAAUGAUAAAUGCAAGCAUUUUAAAUAGAAUGAUAAAUAUAAGUAUUUUCUUAAUCAACUUGUAGGCUGGAAUUUUUAAUACUGGGCACUGAUGAUUGUAAUCAAACCUCAGUUAUAAUCUCUAAUAUUUUGUGAUUUGUUUUAAUUUUAAAAUGUUUUUUAUUCUUGCAUACUGAUUGGUUUUUCCUGUUGCUGUAAAACAUAUUAUUAAAAAAGACGUUUUGUCU
This is a messenger RNA of Stegodyphus dumicola, 4531 nucleotides long. RefSeq lists its product as uncharacterized. NCBI's taxonomy places the organism in Eukaryota, Metazoa, Arthropoda, Arachnida, Araneae, Eresidae. Gene Ontology annotation, cellular component: nucleus. Gene Ontology annotation, molecular function: RNA polymerase II cis-regulatory region sequence-specific DNA binding; DNA-binding transcription activator activity, RNA polymerase II-specific. Gene Ontology annotation, biological process: regulation of transcription by RNA polymerase II. The record is from RefSeq and is a predicted model, not a curated record.